Lactuca sativa (garden lettuce) is the source of this 2787-nucleotide messenger RNA. RefSeq lists its product as uncharacterized. Gene Ontology annotation, molecular function: protein binding. The record is from RefSeq and is a predicted model, not a curated record. Lineage: Eukaryota; Viridiplantae; Streptophyta; Magnoliopsida; Asterales; Asteraceae.
GAUUGAUCGUGAAAUUUGUCUUAAAAACUUAACAUCUUUAUAAUUUAACGACUCAAGUACCAAACAUCUAACAAAAGGAAACCAUAAGUGAUAGAGACCGGUUCAAGAUGAUCAAUCUCUAAAAUAAGGCCAGUUUGAAAUGGCUAAUCUCCCAAAGAAAUAAGAAACACAAACAUAGAUACUUUAAUGAUAAUUCUUCUCUUCCCCAAAACAAUGAAAAUACAUCCAAAUAUAUAACAAUGCAAAAGUCUAAAAACUAAGAAGUGGAAAACAUGGCUAACCGUAACUAGUCUACUCUUUCAAUGCAAAAUACAUUAAACAAAUAAUUAAAUAAAAUGCAAAAGAAGUGGAAGAGUAACAUGCAAGACGCGGGUGACUUUCAUCUAAGGCGUGGGUUCCAUGCAAAGUUAUUAGUGACACUCCAGAAAUUGUUGCGCUAUGUCACCACAACUUAUCCAUUUAAUGUAUAUACAAAUAUACCAUGGAUCCGGCCAUGGAGGCGGCCUUGUGUAUAAGCCUAGACACGUAUCAAUAAGGAUCGUCAGUGUAACAAAAUGCCAGGUUGGACGAAAGCUGUGAUUUUAAUUAUACCAGAGGCCAUUCCUGUAAUUUACUCUAGAAUUACUAAGGCGUUUAAAAUUAGGUCUCACUAUAACAAAACAUUGAUGCUAGUAAUCCCUCCAAUGAAUUCAAACUUGUGUUUUAUUGAAUCCAACUAUUUGAAGCCGAUUGUCGUGGUGAUGUCGACUCCAAAAAACGUCGCUUCGUUCAUCUACUCCCAUCUCCCCAACAAAUUCAGAGGUACCUUCAGUUCUCAUUCUUCCCCUCUUUCUUUCAAAAAUCCUUCAUCCUUUUUAGAAUUAGCUACCGGAAUCUGUCCCUCCAAAACGAUGUUAGCAACAUUUCAUUUAACUUCUUCACCCAGUCAUGAAAGGGUUUUUAAUCAUCCUCCAUCUAUAUUUGAGAAGAUCACUAACCUUGAUGAUGCCAUCCAAGUGUUCGAUGAAAUGACACAGAGACAACCUCUGCCCCCAGUGAUUCAAUUCAAUCAGUUGUUGCAAGGUGUUACCAAAAUGAAACACUAUUCUUGUUCCAUUGACUUUUUUAAACAAAUGAAUGCCCUUCGUGUUCCUGUCGAUGUGUACACUAUUAGCAUUGCUAUCAAGUGUUGCUGCCAAAUGUACCAUACCAAUGAAGGAUUUGCAGUCCUUGGCUAUGGGUUUAAACGUGCUGUUUUGCCUAAUGUUUACACAUUUAAUACACUCUUAAAUGGACUCAUCCUAGAAGAUAGAGUCCCCAAUGCGGAAAUGUUAUUCAAGAAGCUAAUCAAAGAGGAACUUUGUGAACCUAAUACAAUUAUGUACAACGCUAUGAUUAAAGGGCUUUCUAAAUAUGACAAUAAUGAUACAGCCAUUGCUUUGCUCAAACGAAUGGAUGAAAAGGGUUGUAAACCUGAUGUGUUCACAUAUAGCACCAUCAUUGAUAGUCUUUGCAAGGACAAAAUGGUAGAUGAUGCUUUAAACCUCUUCAAAGAAAUGGUCUUCCACAAAGGCAUUCUACCUGAUGUUGUCACUUAGAACUCUUUGAUUCAUGGUCUUUGUAACUUAUGUCGUUGGGAUGAGGUCGAUAAAAUACUCAAAGAAAUGGAACAGCAAAGGAUCUCCCCAGAUGUUCAUACUUUUAGUAUAUUAGUCGAUGUACUUUGCAAGGAAGGUAAACUGGAAGAAGCAAAAGGUGUUAUCAACUUAAUGAUUCAGAGAGGGAAGGAUCCUAAUGUAGUGACAUAUAAUUCACUUAUUGAUGGGUAUUGUUUGCGUGGUGAAAUGAGGAAAGCAAAGGAGGUUUUUGAUUCCAUGGGGUUUCGAGGUCUGGUUCCUAAUAUUGUGACUUAUAAUAGUUUAUUGAAUGGUUAUUGCAAGAAAUUGAAGAUGGAAAAGGCCAUGCAUUUGUUUCAUGAAAUAACUAAAAAAGGUAUGAAAUCCGAUGUCAUCACUUACAACACCAUGAUACAUGGAUUGUUUCGAGUUGGACGUUGUAAAGAUGCAGAUGAACUGUUUCAUGAGAUGCGAGCACAUAAUUUGAUUCCAGAUGAAUUCACUUAUGGAAUAGUUUUGGAGGGUCUAUGCACCAACAAUCAAGUGGAGGAAGCACUCUCUUUCUUCUAUUUGAUAGGUGACAACAACCUAAAUUCAAAUAUUAUUGUGUACAGUAGUAUACUCAUUGAUGGUUCAAGUAAAAGUGGGAGGUUUGAUAUUGCAAGGAACCUUUUCAAUGAGUUAAGUGUUAGAGGUUUGCAACCGAAUGUUUGGACAUACAAUGUAAUGAUUAGUGGUUUUUGUCGGGAAGGUUUAGUGAGUGAAGCGAAAGAGUUGUUUUUUAAGAUGGAAAAGAGAGGUUGCUCACCAGAUGAUGUGACUUACCGUGUUCUUCUUCAAGGAAUUUUAAAGUAUGUUCAUCAUGAUAUGGUAGAGAUGCUUUUAUUGGAAAUGGAAGGGAAAGGCUUUUCACUUGAUGCUUCAACUGUAUCAAUGUUACUUGAUCAUAUAAAAGCUAGAUCUUUAGAUGCUUCUUUGCUUAAGUUGAUUGGUAAGCUUGUGCCAAAGGAAGAAGUGGACACUCCUUGUUUUACAGUGUAAAUGGUUUACAAGUUUGUUAUGUGUUAGUUUUCUUUGUUUCCCAAUAUCCAGAAGACAAUAGUUGUGACUCGAAAUUCAAUGGGGCUUCUCCUUUCCUUUUGAUUUGCAAAAUUGGAAGUUAAACUUUUUCUUUACGUACAAGAUACCAUGU